Messenger RNA from Vespula vulgaris, 3748 nucleotides. Its product is annotated as protein zer-1 homolog. Gene Ontology annotation, cellular component: Cul2-RING ubiquitin ligase complex. The record is from RefSeq and is a predicted model, not a curated record. The transcript is spliced from 9 exons. NCBI's taxonomy places the organism in Eukaryota, Metazoa, Arthropoda, Insecta, Hymenoptera, Vespidae. Bases 403 to 2760 code for a protein of 785 amino acids.
UCAGAGUGCAAACUGAUGCAACCAGUGCAACUUGGAUCAAAGCCGAGUAUGGCGUCACUACGGUAGUCAAGUGAAAUGUCAAAAUUGCGGAACGUGAGUAUAUACACAUUCGGUUAAUGCUCGAUCUAUCUAAAAUUCUCGAAAGUUUUCGACGUAACGACAUCAUAUCAAGUGUUUUAACCAACACGUCUCAGUGAAUCUUGUUGGCAUUGUAGUUUAAUGCGACGAACCGAUAAUUUAUCGGUAUUAAAAUAUCAAAGCAUUGACAAUAAAUUGUGAGAUGUUUGUGCAUUCCCAGCUGAUAGGUUUUGACAUAUUUGACAGUUGUGUAAUUGCAUAAUUGUGUCCAGUAGCGUGCUCUGAUGAACGAUUGUAUAUGAUUUAAUAAAAAAGCCAUACAGGAUGGCCGAACUGGAUGAUCUAUAUCAUUCAGAUCAGUACCUAGGUCCAGAGACGCUUACAGAUCUUUGCUUCAAAUUAAUUUGUGACAAUCUUGAUAUCAUUUCGGUCAAAGACAAGCACGGUCAUCGUACUCUACGCAAAGGACUUGCCUUCCCUGCAGAAAUAUGUCAUAAGUUUAUCGAGUAUAUGCAGCGAAGUGAAACAAGAGAAAACGAUGACUGCUUCUUUUCUAUCUUCAAGGAUACAACAGCCACAAGACUAAAACGUGUUAAAAUUAUAAGUUGUAGUUUGACAGAUGCUUCUGUUGAAACAUUAAUGAAGCAUAAACUUACCGAUUUAGAACUCACAAAUUGCACUAAUUUAACAGUUCUUUCUAUUGAACAUGUAAAUGCCAAUUCUGAAAACCUACGUAGUCUAGUAUUUCAUGGAACUUCGAUGGUUAUACCAUCAAGAUUAACAUUUGGUACAGAUGAGAACUCUCCUGUUAAACAUUAUGAGCGUGGUUACGUUUUCAAAACACCAAACUUAAGACGUUUAGCGUUAGGAUAUGUUGGUAUUCCAGAGAGAGAGUAUAGUUUACUUUUGGCAGGCUUAACAAAUUUAACUCAUUUGGAUUUAUCCAAUUGUUUUGAAGUACUGAACUUUGAUUUUUACGAUCAUGUUCCAAAUUUAGUAUCGUUAACAUUGUACAAUGUAAAGGUCAAUGGUGAUCCAAUAGCAUUUGUUAAUAACAUAUGUCACUUAAAAAAACUUAGGCACUUGGACAUCUCGCAAUCUAAUUUCAAACAAGGGCAAUUUGAACAUCCUAAUAGAAUUUUAAGGCGUAUAGUACUUGGAUUGCCCGAGUUAGUUUCUCUGGAUAUUGGAGGCACUAAUCUUGCAGGAAGAGGAGUUGCCGAACGACCCCUUGACACAGUCUUAGAAGAUUUAACAAAUAAUGCUCUUUGUGACAUACCAGGUCUUGCAUCUAGAAUUCACAAACCAUUACAAUUUUUAGGUCUUUAUGGAACUGCUCAUGCAGCUUGUAAAAGACACGAUAUACCAGCGAAAGUGAUAGCAGGAGAUGCAAAUGAAGAUCAAAUAUUAAUUGCGGCUCAUGUUUGUAUGAACAACAAACAAGAAUUAUUACAAAAAGUGUUGAGCGAUCUCUAUCAUGUAUUCAGAUAUGAAAAUUGUCAAAGAAUGGAUCAAGCUCUUCGUACUGUAUUAGAAGCGAUGGAAAAACAUCCGUAUCAAAAACAUAUACAAAUAUCUGGAAGUGCUACUUUAUUUUACAUAGUAAAAAUGAAGGAAAAAGGAGAACUAGUUGUAGGAGUUAGGAAAAGAAUUAUUAGCACUUUAUUGACAGGAAUGAGUCUUCAUAGAGAUGAAGAAACUAUGAUGCGUAAUGGUUGUUUGGCAUUAUGUCAAUUUCGCAUACCACAGGACGUGAUGUUCAACUACGAAGCAUUAGUAAAAGUGCUCUUACAUUCUGCUAAGCAUGCAGAGCCAGAAGGAUUUGUACAACGUAUUGGAAUAUAUUUAUUAAACUCUCUAGCUUGUCAAGUUGAAGGCAAAGAAAAGUGUCUUUUAGGCAAAUUAGGUUGUGUUAAAACAAUGCUUGAAUUAGUCGAAUAUAGAGUAGAAUCUGGAAUAUUUGACGAUGUGUUGGAAGUAGCAUGGUCUACGAUGUGGAAUAUGACGGAUGAAACAGCUAUAAAUUGUCAACGAUUUUUAGAUGAAAGAGGAAUGGUACUCUUUCUAAAAUGUGUAAAACGGUAUCCAGGAAAGGAAGAAUUAUUGAGGAACAUGAUGGGUUUACUUGGUAAUGUCGCGGAAGUAGAUUAUUUGAGAGUACAUCUUAUGCAACAUCGAUAUGUAUGUGUUUUUGCCAAUCUACUGCGUUCUAACAGUGAUGGCAUCGAGGUAUCUUAUAACGCAACCGGUAUACUCGCACAUAUGGCAUCCGAUGGUGUCGAAGCUUGGACGCUUGAUAAACCUAGCCGAGAUGAAGUUUUAGAUUUUAUGGUCCAAGCUAUUGAAAGAUGGGAUUUAUCUGCGGAACGUAACAUUAAUUAUCGUUCAUUUUUACCGCUUUUACGUUUACUGGAUGUAUACCAUACUCCAGAAUGUCAACAUUGGGCUGUAUGGGCACUCGCCAAUCUUACCAAUGUUUAUCCACACAAAUAUUGUUCAUUAGUUAUAAAAGAAGGAGGAAUAGAAAAACUGAAUGCUCUUAAAAUAGAUCGAAGGCCGUACGAACGAAUUAAAGAACUUGCAACAAUUGUAAUAGAAAAUUGCUGUCAAGAUAACAGUCAUUCCAAUGAUGGGAAUUAUCUUCAAGCACACUCAGAUGCAGAAUAUAGCCUUGAUGGUUAAAAAAAUUGUCAUUAAUAUGAUUCAUGUGCAACAUUAUUGAAUACAGAAUGUUCAACCGUAGUAUAGAGAUUUAAAGCUAACAAUUGAUGAAAGUGUGUGGUGAUUUUAUAUCCGUAGUAAUUAUCAUACAAAAAAAAAACAAUAUGCAGAGAUGACACGUAAUAAGAUGUUACCUUAUCCCAGUGAUAUUCUUACAGAUAAUAUUUAAAAAAGAAAAAGGAAAAAACAGAAAAAAGAAACAAAUAAUUGCUUAAAUAUAGCAAAACAUGUUGCGCUAUGACAAUUUAUAUAGCGUGUUGUUAAUUCGUUAGUGAUACUCCAGAUAUUUAUAGUUUUUAUUAUUACUAUUCUCUAUUAAUAAUCUAUCUUUGAAUCAGAAAUUAUUUUUAUCAAUGUACAUAGUUAUAUCCUGUAUCAUAAAUUGAAUCUCUGAGAUAAGAUGAUUGUGACUAUCUAAUAUUUCUAUUUUUUGUUUCACAACAUUAGAUCUCGCAAAAACUGUGUGUAACAGUUGUACAUUGGCGUUGUCUUAUGUAAUUCAAUAGUUUAGCUUUGAUCACUCAGCUGCUGAAAUAUUGUCUACAAGCACUGUGUAGAUAUUAUUUAUUAAAUGACUUGAAUAAAUAAAGAGACUUAAAAAUAAGAAGCAUGUCAAUGUAUGUCACUGUAAAUAGAGCUAAAGUGCAGGGAGUAAAGUGAAAUAGAUUUGUAUGUUUUUGUAUAUUAUCGUUAUGAGACCUUGCAAAAAAGAAAAAAGAUUAGAAAAAGCACCCAUACUGCUGACAUCAAUUGCUUAAUCAAAUUUUCGCAUUAUCAAUAGAAAACAUGUAAUCCUAAAAGAUAAGCUCAAUAAGUAAAUAUUUUCCAUGCUCAAAUAAUUAGCCAGCUAUUUCUACAAUAAGCAUUAAAUGAUGAUAUAAAUGUAUAAUGAAUGUGAGAAUAAUUUUGGAACUAUUCUGUGUAUAAUAUAAGUUCAUAUGAGACUGAA